Penicillium subrubescens is the source of this 1500-nucleotide messenger RNA. RefSeq lists its product as uncharacterized. The record is from RefSeq and is a predicted model, not a curated record. Bases 1 to 1500 code for a protein of 499 amino acids. Lineage: Eukaryota; Fungi; Ascomycota; Eurotiomycetes; Eurotiales; Aspergillaceae. The transcript has a single exon.
AUGAACCUCCCAACCAAAGACACUCCGCAUCUACUUAUCAGCUUCCUGCUCACUGCCACCAUCAGCAACAUCAUCAAACCCAGCGGACGGCAAACCUUCAUUGAAGAUGUCAAACACAAUAUCCUGUCAUUCUCCCCGUUUCGAUCUCUGAGAAUGGUCUCGAGUUUCGUCAUUUAUUUGCUCCACUUGCGACUCUUGAACAUCGCCGAGAUAAAAACCGGCUUAAAACUUGUCUCUCACGUCGAAUUUUCAUCAGACUCGUCUGACCUUCGACGCGGGGUCUGGCCGCGUUUUGCGCGACGCGUUUUCCUCAUUGGGGUAACACUGUCACUAUACGCGAUACUGCUAGCGUCGAGCAGUUAUCAAUGGCUCCAUGUCGUCAUGGCAUUGUUCGUCGCUGAACCUGUGCUGGCCGAAUUAUUAUGGCUCUACAGAGACUCUUCACAUGAUGGUUUUCUCGUUCAGAGAGGCUGGCCUCGCUGUACUAUGCUUGUUUCCGCAGCUGAUUAUCGCGUCCAUGACCAUGCCGAUAACCCAGCGAAAGAGAAUGUGACUGGGCAAGACAAAGACAAUAGAGACCUUGCACAGCCUUCUCUUCUGAAAGAUAAUCUCUGCGACCGCAUACAGCAGCUCUGGUCCAAAAACUCCGAUCCAGAUAUUCAUUUUGUCGCGUCUUCCUUGAAUCCAGAGCUUGAUUCGAAGCUCGAAAGGAUUCUCUCCCUGAAUAUCCGUCCAGCCAAGUGGACGUGUGGGCACUGGCGCUGUCUUGUCUACAUUAUAUCCCGUAUCGCGCUGCGUAUCAUGUCGCUCGCUUGGUACAUCGAGCAAGCGUUGAUCACCCGGCUACUUCACACCGACAUACACCCAGUGAUGCUCCAACUUUCUCAGAAGAUCCUGAAGGACAAUGUACUUGGAGGUCUUCUCACAUAUGCAUACCAAAUAUCUUGCGUGUUAACUCCAAUCUUCUCGGCCCAUUUUUUCUCCAGGUUGCUAUUUAUCCUGCUGUAUAAACAACAACGGAUCAGACAAGCUUCCCAAGACUUUGCCAGAUUUGCUCCGAUCACCUAUAAAGGAAUGCAAGUGUUCGGGCAACUCUUCAUGCCGAACAUUCUGGGCUUUGUCUUGGCUCGAACUAUUUCCUCCCAGUGUAUAUUGCUGACAGGGGAAAAGCUCUCAUAUGCCCUUGAGAUCCCGCUGAUUAUUAUCAUUUACAUCACGGGGUAUCGGCUUCUCUUUAGUGUGCCUCACACUUCUACAAAACGUGAGCCCUGCUAUGAUUCUAUAUCCUCGCUGGAGCCGAAUUCAGCUUCCAAGAGCGAGACCCAAGGGAUCGCAAAUUCGGCAGCUUCGGUGUCACCUCAGACGAGUUUUGAUGACAAGAUGAAAGCUCCCCCAGGUGGAUCUGAGUAUCCUCGUGUUGCUGCCAGCUCUUGCUUUCAGAUAUUCCGAUUAGCGAUUUCGGUUCCGACUGUGGCUUUUUGGAUUUUUAAUCAUUGUUAG